This is a messenger RNA of Mesitornis unicolor (brown roatelo), 1748 nucleotides long. Its product is annotated as neogenin-like. Gene Ontology annotation, molecular function: protein binding. Gene Ontology annotation, biological process: cell-cell adhesion. Lineage: Eukaryota; Metazoa; Chordata; Aves; Mesitornithiformes; Mesitornithidae. The annotation marks the transcript as partial. The record is from RefSeq and is a predicted model, not a curated record. The transcript is spliced from 11 exons.
AUGUUGCCAUCCCAACAUUACCUCCCACUUCACUGACCAGUGCCACUAAUGACCAUCUAGCACCAGCUACAACAGGACCAUCGCCUUCAGCCCCGCGGGACGUCGUGGCCACCCUCGUCUCCACGCGCUUCAUCAGACUGACGUGGCGAACGCCUGUAUCAGACCCUCAAGGAGACAACCUCACCUAUUCAAUCUUCUACACCAAGGAAGGUAUAAACAGGGAGCGUGUUGAAAACACCAGUCGGGCUGGAGAGACCCAAGUGACCAUCCAAAACCUGAUGCCAGAAACAGUUUAUGUCUUUCGCGUGGUGGCUCAGAACAAGCACGGCCCUGGGGAGAGCUCAGCACCGCUGAAGGUGGCAACUCAGCCUGAGGUUCAGCUUCCUGGUCCAGCACCCAACAUCCGUGCCUAUGCCGCUUCCCCCACCUCCGUUACCGUCACCUGGGAAACACCACUCUCUGGUAAUGGGGAAAUCCAGAACUACAAGCUCUACUACAUGGAGAAGGGACAGGACACGGAACAGGAUGUUGAUGUAGGAGGACUCUCCUACACCAUCACCGGAUUAAAGAAGUACACAGAGUAUAGCUUCCGAGUGGUAGCUUACAAUAAACACGGGCCUGGGGUCUCGACCCAAGACGUUGUUGUUCGAACGUUGUCAGAUGUCCCCAGUGCUCCACCGCAGAAUCUCACGCUGGAGGUGCGCAAUUCCAAGAGCAUCAUGCUGCACUGGCAGCCCCCUCCUGCAGGGACACAGAGCGGGCAAAUCACUGGAUACAAGAUUCGCUACCGUAAGGUGUCCCGCAAGAGCGAUGUGACGGAGAGCAUUGGUGGAACCCAGCUCUUCCAGCUGAUUGAAGGUCUGGAGCGAGGCACAGAAUACAGCUUCCGAGUGGCAGCCCUGACUGUGAACGGCACUGGCCCAGCCACGGACUGGGUAUCAGCAGAGACAUUUGAGAGUGAUCUGGAUGAAACUCGUGUUCCUGAAGUUCCCAGUUCCUUACACGUCCGUCCGCUUGUCACCAGUAUCGUCGUAAGCUGGACUCCACCUGAGAACCAGAACAUUGUGGUGAGAGGCUACGCGAUAGGAUACGGCGUUGGCAGCCCUCACGCGCAGACCAUCAAGGUGGACUACAAGCAGAGAUACUACACCAUUGAAAACUUAGACCCAAGCUCCCACUAUGUCAUAACUCUGAAAGCGUUUAACAACGUCGGCGAAGGGAUCCCUCUCUACGAGAGCGCAGUGACCCGGCCUCACUCAGACACUUCCGAGGUUGAUUUGUUUGUUAUUAAUGCUCCAUACACUCCAGUGCCAGAUCCGUCUCCCAUGAUGCCACCAGUGGGAGUUCAGGCUUCCAUCCUGAGUCACGACACCAUACGGAUCACUUGGGCAGACAACUCUCUGCCAAAGAACCAGAAGAUCACGGAUGCUCGCUACUACACAGUUCGCUGGAAAACAAAUAUUCCCGCAAAUACGAAGUACAAGACUGCAAAUGCGACCACUUUGAGCUAUUUAGUGACGGGGUUAAAACCAAAUACCUUGUAUGAAUUCUCGGUGAUGGUGACUAAAGGUCGAAGGUCAAGUACUUGGAGUAUGACGGCACACGGGACAACUUUUGAAUUAGGUACUGCUCCGUGGCUGGCCGGAGGGGCCGACGUUCCUGAUGAGGCGAAUAAAGUCACGUCUGCCAGAAUGCUGGAGGAGGGAAAGCGUGGAUUUAAAAUUAUUAAGCUCGUGAAUACUUGCUAG